This is a messenger RNA of Drosophila novamexicana, 1551 nucleotides long. RefSeq lists its product as uncharacterized. The transcript is spliced from 4 exons. The coding region runs from base 104 to 1390 and encodes 428 amino acids. The record is from RefSeq and is a predicted model, not a curated record. Lineage: Eukaryota; Metazoa; Arthropoda; Insecta; Diptera; Drosophilidae.
GGCAAGGAAGGGACAGAGACCAAAACAAUUACGAAGAUAGCCUUAAAGAGAAACGUGGAAAAUUUAUGAAAAACUGUGAAAAUUGUGUGGUGGCGCAUAGAAAAUGGUGCUGCGGUCGGGAAUUAUAAUUCCAUUUCAAUUUCGCGAUACUAAGAAGCUGCUCAUGAUUGGUGUGCCCGAGGAAAAUCGAAAUCUGAACAUAUGGGACUUGAAGAAUGUUGUGCGCGCCGCAUUUGGCAUCUACAAUUUCGAGUUUCGCAACAAAAAGAUCGGCUUCAACAUACCCGAUGAGCUGCUGCUGCAUUAUUUGGCCCAACGUCACGACCUCACAAAUUUCGUUAUAGAAAUCAGCCAAGUGUACGAUGCCGCCUUGGAAAACUAUGUGCUGCAUCCGCAGUGCCGCUGUGGUGCCCAGAAGCUGCUCAACGAUUCGCCCACACCGGAGGAGCCCACGAAUUUGUGCCAGAGCAGCACUGUCGUGGAUGCAGCGCCCUCGGCCUCAACGCUGGCACUGCCCAGUUGCGAUGAUGAUGAGCAGGAGAGCAUGAAAUACCGCAUAGAUAAGGCUAGCAGCGGCGCCGCGUCUGCGGAGCUCGGCAUGCCCGCCUAUGAUCCGUGCACGCCCAAAAUGGACUAUGAUACGCAGGACGAGCUGCCGGAUUCGCCGCACUCGCAGCACCAACAGCAGCAGCUGCAGCAGCAGGUGCCAACGGCGCCCUUGCCCUUGCCGCCGCCACCUACACAUAUUCCGCAUCAUCAUCAGCACGAGGAGGAGCAGCAGCAGCUGCUGCAGGAGCGUAUACAGCACGAGUUUAUGCUGCAGCAGCAACAUCAGCAUCAGCAUUUGCAGCAACAACAGCAUCUGGCGCUGCUGCAGCAACAGGAGCAGCAGCAGCAACAACAGCAGCAACAACAACAACAGCAGCAACAACAGCAGCAAGGCGUCAGCAUGGCCAUAGCCACAACGGGCACAAACAACAUUCGACAACGCAAGGAGCGCAUGUCGAAACGGCAAAAGGAGCUGUACGUGCACUUUCUGCAGCAGCAUCAGUUCAUUAACGACCAUAGACGAAAUGAUCCGGUGCUGGAUCCGUACUGGCUGAAGCUGGCCAAUCUGCUGAAUGCUGUGCCGCAGGGCGCCGUCAAGCAUGUGACCGAAUGGAAGCAGACGUUUGACAAUUGGCGGUAUCGCAUCUUUUUGUAUGCGCGCUACAACUCGAAGCUGCAGGAUGAGGAGGCGCAGAAUCCGCGCAACUUUAAGCCGCUGACACGCACCGAUAAACAGGCGUACAUUAUGUGGAUACGCAAUCCGGACACUGCGCCGCCGGAUCUGGAUAAAAUGCGCAACGUGUUCUGCAAUCUGGAGGAGAAUACAACGCAUCAGGACUAAAAGCCAGCCGGUCUUAACCGGGCCGGCUGAAACUGAAUGCGCUCUCGCUAAUUGCCAUUGUUCUAGUUCAUAAGAGAUGGUUUUCUAUACGACAUACAUUUUAUUGUUUUCAUGUUAACGCUGUGUAUUUUAUAGCUGGAAAUGCAUUUUUCCCUUUUUUU